This is a messenger RNA of Theileria equi strain WA, 3021 nucleotides long. RefSeq lists its product as hypothetical. Lineage: Eukaryota; Apicomplexa; Aconoidasida; Piroplasmida; Theileriidae. The transcript has 2 exons. Gene Ontology annotation, molecular function: metallopeptidase activity. The coding region runs from base 1 to 3021 and encodes 1006 amino acids. The record is from RefSeq and is a predicted model, not a curated record.
AUGCAUAACUAUUUCUUUUUUGGGGUAGCGUUUGUACUAUCCAUUAAUUUCGUGACCUUUACUAGUGGAAUCAAAGUCAAGGAUGUUUUUGCUUCAAAAUUGCAGCAGGAUGGUGACCAUAUUCCAAAUGACUACACUAAUGAAGGAUUAACCUUUGCUGAAUUGGGAUCCUUUUUUACUCCAGUAGAGAUUGCUGAUGGAGCUGGAAACAGUGUAUACUCCUUUUUACAUACUGCGACAGGGUCUACGGGAGUAAAUCAUGACUCUGUAACUGCCUCCAAAAAAUCAUUAAAUUUUAAGAUUUCUGGAACAGUAAAAGGGUUGAUUAAGGACCAACCACUCACCGUUAUGGUUGGAACAACCUAUGGCAGCAGAUAUGACAUGUUACUUGAACAAGUUGUCGAUGUGAACUCACCCAGAUUUACCUUUUCAGUUCCACGUGGGACUUUUUACUUGAAGGUUGAAGGCAUUGGAUACUUUUUACCCGGUGCUGUAAAAGUUCCUGUUCCUUGCAAAAGUGCUAAAUGUCCAUUUCUCAAUGAUACAAACGCAAGUAUUCUAGAGGUUAAAUUUGCAAAUGGUUAUGAUUCAAUAUAUAGUUACAACUGGAAGCUACAAAAUGUAUCACAGUUUGGUGUAGAGUAUGUUAACAAAGUUCCACAGGAUGAAGCGUCCCUAUUAACGGCAUUCGAAGGAAAUGUAUCAGCCCAUGUUGAUUCGUCAGAUGCAGCUGCAAAGCUGAAGUUGAUGUUUGGUAUUGAAUUGCACGGUGUUUGGGGUUCUGAGUAUGCUAGCCGUUUAUUGUCUGUGAUUUCCAAGUUUACCUGGAUGAGAAAUAGGCUUUCUAAAUGGAGAAAGAAUCAAAAGUGGCUUUUAACAAAUGAAGCUUUAUAUCCACAGGAUGUUCAAAUAACCAGAUACACUAAUAGGGAUCAAGAUUCCGAAUAUGAACAAGUUGUGCAAAUUUCCAGGGACGCCUUUAAGUUUUCAAACAAGCAGGCGAUUGACAAAAAAUCCAAUGGAUUUUAUUUUUCAAGACGCUUGUACAAGGCUGUGAUUAGAGCCAUAUGUUUGCACAACCCAGCCUAUAUGAAGCACUUGUUUAAAGAGCUGCACAAUGUAGAAAUUUUGGAACCUUAUGAAUUGGAACACAAGAUCCGCACAGGUACUAGAAUUUCUCGCUAUCCAAGUACACACUAUCAGUCAUGGUUUAAACAUCCAGAGGAACUUGUUGAAAUUGCAACAUCUUGGAUGGAAUAUCCAUUAGGAUUACACAAGGUGAAGGGUCUGAAAUAUUUCUUGAGACGUGUGGAUGGGAUGGUAAACCCAGAGGAACCAACAGCACCUGCAAUUGCAUAUCCUAGUGGACCGAAUGUUGAUUCUUAUAUUGAAUUUAUGGAGUGUGGAUUCCGCCAUUACCCUGAUGUUUCUCAGCUCGUUUUGCAUGAAAUUGCCCAUUUUGUUGAUUUUAACACAAUACCCGCAGAUAUACGUGCGAAAUGGGUUCAAAUUGGUGGAUGGGUCAAGGAUCCAAGAGACCCAGAUGGGUGGUCGACUAGACAGCAGACUGAAUUUGUAAGGGCCUAUGCACACAAAAAGAACCCUUCUGAAGACUUUGCAUGCAGUUUGGCAGAUUAUGUUCUGAAUCCGAGGUUGUUGCGUAGUAGAGCACCAAGGAAAUAUGAUUUUGUAAAGAAUCACAUUAUGGGUGGUUCAUAUUAUGUUGUCAAGGCUUCUCACGAAUUCCAGGUUUUGAAUCUGGGCAACCCAGACUAUAUGUUCUCUGGAAGGUUACAAGAGAUUGAUGUAAAUGUUACCGGAAGAAUAAAUGAACCAAAGAAGGUCAAGUUUAAUAUGAAGUUGUUGGACCAUGGACCGGAUACAUGCGCUACAUACAUUAGAUUUAGGCUUGCUUCCGAGAGUGGCACCUUUGUCGAUGUUUCAAUGAGCAAUCAUAGAUGUUCACACACCUUUUCCACAGAAAUUGUAAUGAACCAAUACAUGAAACGUGGAAUAUGGACCACCGACCAAAUUGUUGUAGGAGAUGAUAACGGUUUGGUAAGGUACGUAGGAACAUCAGAUUUUGGACUGAGAGUUUGGAUUAACAAUGGCUCUGAGGACUAUCAGGAUCCAAGGGCUAUUAUUUCAUCAGUCGGAGUAGCACUAAUCAGCAAGGGAAAUACAAAUAUCGUACGAACCACAUGGCUAUUGGUUGAUGACGGAGAGCUUAAGGACGCAAACACGGCUUACGCAGCCAUUAAUGGCAGUACAACUAGUCAGCAUUCCUUGGCUGCUUAUUCUGGAAUGAAGGUAAAUACGCCCAUUGAACCCAAUAACGGCUGGCGUACGAGUGUGUGGAGCGGCUCCAGGAAGGUUCCGACAGAAUAUUGCCUAUCUCAGGGUACUUCCGCAAAUUUUAAUGGAGUUUCCUUGAAUAAACACAAAUUUUCCGGACGAGACAACUAUUUUGGCCUAACACCUGAGGAAUCUCGUUCAGGGCUCUUUAACUGCUACCAAAUUGCAACAAAUAUCCCUUUAAGCAGUGCUUCUAGGACAGGAAGUUACUAUCUUACACGAAUAACAAGCUACGAUUCGGCUGGUAAUUCUCAACUACUCCAGUGGCCUGAUAAAACUGGACCUUUUGUGCAGUUUACAAGCUUGCAAAGAAACCCGGAUAAUUCACCUCCACAAGUGCGUAACAUAGCUGUAUCUAGCAGACCUACGAAUCCAAGGGCUCCAAACGGAGAAACUGAGGUUACAAUAACAUUUGAAUUGGGCGAUUUUCAGAGCGGUAUAUCUACUGUAUGGAUUAAACUCAGGGAUCCAUUUGGCGCUGAUGUUUUGACAUAUCCUAGAUUUGCUAACUCUAAGGGUUGGCAAACGAUUAGACACGUUCAUGUACUUCCUAGAGGCUCGAUUCCAGGAAUUUGGCAUUUGGCUAAAAUUUAUGCUGAGGAUAACGCUGGAAAUGAACUUUCUUUAGACUUGGCUGAACGAGUAUUGGUGUCGUCUAGAGCUUAA